AUAACCAUAAGUAUGGUAUAGAAGAUGAUGAUCAACAAUUACGUCUGAGAAAAUUCAAGUCCUUUAAUGUGUAAGAUUUUUAAAAGAAAUAUAGGUCAAUCUUAUAUUAGUCGUAUAGCAGGUUCAAAAUGCUGACGGCAGAUUUCGAUUUUUAUUACUAAAAGACCAAAUUUAAUAAUACAUGCAAAUAGUUUUUGGUAACACUAUCUUGUCCCAUUCUGCUCUACUUUAUCUUUUCAAAUCUAUCUAUGUUUUUAGUUUGUUUUGUUUCCUCUGUUUGAUAAGCUCGUAUAUGUCUUCUCCAAAAUAAAUUUGCUAGAGGACAUUUUGUUUGAACGAUAUCAGAAUCUUAUGUGGUAAAAGGAAGUUCAGUUCAGUUCACAAGGUUGCUGUCGUUGGAAUCAAGAUUUCAAGAAGACUAAGGAUUGGUUGCACAUCGAUUGCAAAAUUCUGCGUGAAAAAAACUGCCUCCAUGGCCAUUACUAACGACGAUCUGUAAGAGCAAUGGCUUUGGUUAAUACUUCAGCGCGUAGAGUCGAUUUGAGGUCAACUUCUAAACGUUCUGAUAGUGAAUACAUGUAUAAUGAAACAAGGGCUAACAACGAAGAAGUCUUGAAGAUAAGUGAAGAAAAGAGAAAGAGUUCAAGAAGAUCGGUUUCACUUCCAUCCACAGACAUAUUAUUAGACGAGAAACCAGGUUGGCCUUUUCUCAAAAUAGCACAAGCUCACCGUUGCCUCACACGGAAUGUCUCAGUGGUCAACUGGGCCAUGAGCUUACCUGACCGGUUUCCAGAUCAUCAACAGAAUCUAAACUCUGAGACAAAAUUUGUAAAGAAAAAACUUAAGGACAUAUUGAAAGACAAGAACAAAUGGUUUAGCUACAAUGUUCUUAAGACAGCAACAUCAGAUUUCUCUCAAGAAAAUCUGAUUGGGAAAGGAGGGUCCAAUGAAGUGUACAGAGGGGUUCUCAAAGAUGGAAAAGGCAUCGCAGUGAAAAUCUUGAAAUCAUCAUCUAAAGAAGCUAUGACAAAUUUUGUUCAUGAGAUCGAUAUUAUCUCUUCUUUGAGUCACAAAAACAUCUCAGAGCUACUUGGUGUUUGCGUCCAAGACAAUGAUCUAAUCUCUGUUUACAACCUUUCAUCCAAAGGAAGUUUAGAGAAAAGUCUUCACGGUAAACAAAAAGAAAAGCAUGUACUGUCAUGGGAGGAGAGGUUCAAUAUAGCAAUCCGCUUAGCAGAAGCGUUAGAUUAUAUUCAUAACCAAUGUUCUAAGCCAGUGAUUCAUAGAGAUGUCAAGACUUCAAAUGUUCUUCUCUCAGAUGAGCUCCAACCUCAGCUGUCAGACUUUGGGCUGUCGAUGUGGGGACCUACCACAUCGACUAGAUAUUCGAUACAAGGUGACGUGGUUGGCACGUUUGGGUACCUUGCGCCAGAGUAUUUCAUGUACGGAAAAGUCAGUGACAAAGUCGACGUUUACGCCUUUGGAGUGGUUCUGCUUGAACUCAUAUCAGGAAGAGAUCCCAUUUCGCCUGAGAAUCCAAAAGGAGAAGAGAGCUUGGUCAUGUGGGCAAAGCCGUUGAUUGAGACUGGAAAUGAAAAUGAGCUGUUGGAUCCAGACGUAACAGAGAUAUCUGACGAAACUGAGUUUCAUAGAAUGGUUCUUGCUGCUACACAUUGUCUCACAAGAUCAGCCACACAUCGUCCCAGUAUUAAACAAAUACUGAGGCUACUAAGAGGUGUAGACGACGUCGAGAAAUGGUCCAAGCGGAUUAACGAAGAAGAAAACGGAGAUUGCUUCGAUGACGAGGUUUACCCGAAUACAAGGGCAGAAUUACACUUGAGCCUUGCGAUGAUGCUUGAGGUUGAAGACGAUGAAUCUGUAUCAAUCAGUCCCAUGGACAGAAGUAACAACAGCCUUUUCUCUUCUUGUUGUUCAUCUAGGGAACUUCAACCUUGCUUUUAGUGGAGUUUAUCUUAUAAUGUUUUUUGUUAUUUUUACAUAUUAUGAAAAAUAACAAAAGCAAAACCGAACUAUAGCUUUUAUUGUUCUCGGAAUGCGACCAAAGCUUUUAUUGUGUUCUA
Brassica napus (rape) is the source of this 2081-nucleotide messenger RNA. Its product is annotated as protein kinase STUNTED. NCBI's taxonomy places the organism in Eukaryota, Viridiplantae, Streptophyta, Magnoliopsida, Brassicales, Brassicaceae. Gene Ontology annotation, molecular function: ATP binding; protein kinase activity. Bases 505 to 1962 code for a protein of 485 amino acids. Gene Ontology annotation, biological process: protein phosphorylation. The transcript is spliced from 7 exons. The record is from RefSeq and is a predicted model, not a curated record.